AUGGCCCUAAUGUUUUCAGGUAAAAAAAGAACUACUUUAAAUGGGGAGCUGAAGGCGAUAACAGCGUAUUACUUGAGACAAGAUGUUUGUGAGAGCUUAGAAGAAGAGAGUGGUUCUUCUCACAUAUACUGGCAGAUUAACAAGGCUCCGUUCUCUGGUAGCAACAUUGUGAAAGUGUUUCCAAAUGAUCCAAAAUUCAAGCCUGGAAUUUCAUCAAGCUAUGGUAAAGGGUUUAUGAAGAAAAGCACAAAGCUCACCGUAUCUGCUGAUCUGGUUAUACCUCCGAUGAAUUCAUCUUCGGCCAUUGGCUUGUUGAAGAAGCUGAAGGUAGACUGCAGUGAUCUUGAGGAGAAUCAGAUUAACAUUUCCAGAGAAGAGCUAAUCAGCAUUCUCACUCUCAGAGCUUCCUUGAUCUCGUCCUCUGCAUUGACCAAUGGUCUCUCAAGCUUGCUCGUCAAGAAACCAAAGAAAGAAACUUGA
Messenger RNA from Microthlaspi erraticum, 480 nucleotides. The record is from the annotation of a GenBank genome assembly. NCBI's taxonomy places the organism in Eukaryota, Viridiplantae, Streptophyta, Magnoliopsida, Brassicales, Brassicaceae.